GUACCGCUGGACGCGGGAGGAUGAGCCCUUCAUGCCCGAGGGCCACCUGGGAGUGACGGUGGCCCCAGGCUCGGGGACCCUCGUCAUCAACGCCAGCCUGGCUGGGCGCCUGCAGGGCCGCUACCGCUGCUUCGCCACCAAUGCCCUGGGCACCGCCGUGUCGCUCGAGGCGCGUGUCAUCGCUGAGAGACACCUCCUGGGCAACACUGUGUCCCCUAAGGUGCCCGUCAUCACUGAGAUGUUCCCCCCCGCCACAGGCAUCAUGCACAUUGCACAGGACCAGCGAGUGAGCAUGGGACAGGAUGGCUACCUGUACUUCGCCAACGCACUGACCGCCGACUCGCACCCCGACUACAUCUGCCACGCACACUACCUGGGGCCCCGCACCAUCAUCCAGAAGGAGCCCCUCGACCUCCGCGUCGCCCCCAGAGGGCUGGGGAGGGAAUGCAAGACUUGGGGGGAUUUUGGAGGGUUUAGGGGUCCAGGUGGUCCAUCCAUGGCCCCUGACGCCCCCCCAGAGCUGCCGGUGAAGAUCCUGACAGCGGACGAGACCCACUACGCCGUGGUGGAGAACCGCACGGUGUUCCUGCACUGCUGGGUCUUCGGGGCCCCUGCACCCUCCGUCGAGUGGCUGACACCAGAGCUGGAGCCGGCCCUCCAGGAUGACCGGACCUUCCUCUUCACCAACGGCACCCUACGCCUGGGCCCGGUGGCCCGGGGCGAUGGGGGGCCCUUCGCCUGCCGGGCCCACAAUGCCCACAGCAAUGCCACCAUCAUUGCCCACCUCGAUGUCAAAGCGGCGACACGCAUCGAGACACCCCCACAGAGCACGACAGCAAAGAAGGGUGAGACGGUGACCUUCCGCUGCGUGGCCGCCUUUGACCCCGAGCUGGCGCCCCGCGGCCUCGAGUGGCGCCGGGAUGGGCAGAUCCUGCACGAGACAGCUGACAGUGACAAGUACUCGCUGGCCGGGGACACCCUGACAGUGGCCGGGGUCGACUACCCUGACCAGGGCACCUUCUCCUGCCGCGCCUGGACCCCCCUUGACUCUGCCGAGGCCUCGGCUCAGCUCCGCGUCGUUGGCCGGCCAGGCCCCGUGCGGGAGCUGCAGGUGCUGGAGGUGGGUGAGCGCCGGGUGCGGCUCAGCUGGACCCCGGGUGACGAGCACAACAGCCCUGUGGAGAGUAAGGAGGGGCCCGCUGUCGUCGUCGGCUACUCGGGCGAGGACCUGCCGCUGGUGUAUCCUGAAAACGUCGGGGUGGAGAUCCUGAACAGCACCAGCGUGCGGGUGCGCUGGAGCCUGGCUGGGUCCCCCCAGGACCUGCGGGGACACCUCCGGGGCUUCCGGGGGGGCUGGCGCCCGGGGGGCCGCUACCGCCUGCAGGUCGUCGUCUUCAAUGGGCGGGGAGACGGGCCCCCCAGUGACGAGAUCCGCUUCGAUACCCCCGAGGGAGGUGAGGGACCCCCACCCUGGCACCCCCAAACCCUCCUGGGGACCCCCAAAAUCUCCUGGGGGGCAGGCGGGCAAAAUCUCUGCUGGGGGCUGGGGGCAGUGUUGGGGGGCCCUGGCCAUGGGGAACUGGCUGUGACUCCCUGGGGGUGCUCGCCCCCUGCAGCGGCUGAGCCCUGGCGCACCUCGGGCCGUGUCAACUCCACGCUGGGGCUGUACCGCCUGGGGGACCUGCGCCCCGGCACCUCCUACCGUGUCCAGUUCGUGGGGCGCAACCACUCAGGCGAGAGCGUGGCCUUCUGGGAGAGCGAGGUGCACACCAACGGCACCUUGCUGCCCACCCCUGCGGGCGGCUUCGCCACUGAGGGCUGGUUCAUCGGCUUUGUCAGUGCCCUGGUGCUGCUGCUGCUGCUCCUCCUCAUCCUCUGCUUCAUCAAGCGCAGCAAGGGGGGCAAGUAUUCGG
This is a messenger RNA of Struthio camelus australis, 1913 nucleotides long. NCBI's taxonomy places the organism in Eukaryota, Metazoa, Chordata, Aves, Struthioniformes, Struthionidae. The record is from RefSeq and is a predicted model, not a curated record.